Triticum turgidum subsp. durum (durum wheat) is the source of this 1176-nucleotide messenger RNA. NCBI's taxonomy places the organism in Eukaryota, Viridiplantae, Streptophyta, Magnoliopsida, Poales, Poaceae. The record is from the annotation of a GenBank genome assembly.
AUGGCGGACGCCGCGAGAGGAGCAACGGCGCCGCCUCCCGGCGGCAGCCUCCCAGACGAGAUCACCAUCUGGGAGAUCCUCGUCCGUCUGCCCCCCAAAUCGCUCCUCCGCUGCCGCGCCGUCUGCCGCGCAUGGCGCAGCGCCACCUCCACCCGCCAAUUCCUCCUCGCCCACCACGCCCUCCAGCCCGCCCUCCCCCUCCUCUACGGCUACAACUUCGUCGGCGACGAGGUCGAGUCCCUCGACAUCAUCCCCUUCCACCAGCGGGCAGGCGCCGACCAGCCCCAGCUCCAGCUCCACCCCGUCGCGCGGCUUGAGCAAGACUCCGACUUCCACCAUCUGGAGGCCUGCUGCGACGGCCUCCUGGUCCUCUCCUUCCGCCACACCAGCGUCCGUGACUGGCGCUUCGCCGUCUGCAACCCCGCUACUCGUCAGUACGCGCCCCUCCCGUUGCCUUAUGGCUGUAACAUCGAGUACUCGCUCCUCGGGAUGUACCGGCACAUCCCCACCGGCGACUACCGACUGUUGAUGUACCGGGACUCAGUAUUGAUGCCUCAUGAACUGGUACCUGACCCCCCUGAAGACGGCUCCUACAUCUUCACGUUAGGCUCGGGCCAGCCACCGAGGUACAUAGGGUUCCCCGAUGCGCAGGUGCUGACAUACACCUUUGGAUCUCUCCUGUUUCGUGGCUGCCUGCAUUGGCACCCACCAGGCAGCACGAUAACGGUGUUCGACACCACUACUGAGUUGUUCUGGCAGAUGCGUGCUCCGGUUGUUCCUGGCCAUGCUAAGUUGUUUCAGAUGGAUGGAAUGCUUGGCAUGCCCGGCUUUAAUGAUGCAGCGACAGCCAUUGAUAUCUGGGUGGCGCAGGACUAUGAGAGGGAGGUCUGGGCCUGCAAAUACCGGGUAGACUUCUCAUUUGCAGACCUCACUCUGCAGUUUGGCAAGUUGGACGAAAGUUCUUGGGUGGUGGCUGUGCCUUGGGAUGGUGACGUGCUCCUACUGAUCAAUUUUGGUGAGUGGCUACUUCAGGUUGACAUUGAGGGCAAGUUGGUCGCUACUUCCCAUCGCAGAGGCCUCGGUCCUGCAAAUCUUUGGCUCAAGCAAACUCUUGUUCAACAUACCUUCUUUCCAACACUCGAGGGUUAUGUUGCCAACUCUGCACCUUUCAUCUGA